Papaver somniferum (opium poppy) is the source of this 3104-nucleotide messenger RNA. RefSeq names its product chloride channel protein CLC-f-like. NCBI's taxonomy places the organism in Eukaryota, Viridiplantae, Streptophyta, Magnoliopsida, Ranunculales, Papaveraceae. The record is from RefSeq and is a predicted model, not a curated record. The transcript is spliced from 9 exons. Gene Ontology annotation, biological process: transmembrane transport; chloride transport. Gene Ontology annotation, cellular component: chloroplast; membrane; Golgi apparatus. Gene Ontology annotation, molecular function: voltage-gated chloride channel activity. Bases 376 to 2640 code for a protein of 754 amino acids.
UAUUGUUUUUAUGGAACCCGCUGCACUUUCUUGCUAAAAUAGGUUCAUGUUGGCAGUUGGCCGUGGCCGGUGAGCCUGCAGCUACGUAACGCUGAAGACAUGCCACGAGGGUAUUUUUGGCAGAAUAGUUUAUAAUGUCCCUGUUAGUUACCUUGACAAAUAAAUAAAAAAAGAAACAAAAUUGAGCGCGAGUGAAGAUCUGAUUUCAGAAUUUCUGAAACCGAAAACAGGAACAAGAAAAUCAGAUUCAGACAUACUCAAAUCAAAUCGCAAUUAAUUUUAUAUUAUAUUAUUCAUUUGAUUCAUUUUCAUCAAAAUUCAAUGAGAAAUCUCCUGUACAGAAAGAAGAUUGAUGGAAUUUAGGUUGAAUUUGUUAUGAGAGAGAAGAUGUCUAGUAAUAACAAUAGUGGUAAUGAGGAAGAACAUAAGAUUCUAAUUAGGUCAAAUUCAUCAUCUUCUGAACCAGAUUUAGAAGUAGUACAUGGGGGAUCAAAGAAAAAAGGUUUAACUGAUUUAUUAAACAAAUUAGAUCGAAGAUUUUCUGGUAGAAGAUUGAGUGCAAAGAAUUUAGAUAGUAAUAAUAAUAAUAGGGUUCAAUCUACAUCAUCAUCUUCACCUUUAGCAUCAUCAUCGUCUUCAGCAUCAAAUCAUGAUCCUCUUGCUGAUGGUGCUCCACCUGAAUGGGCGUUGCUUUUAAUUGGUUGUCUUCUUGGUCUUGCUACUGGUCUUUGUGUUGCCGCAUUCAAUCAUGGGGUUCAUGUCAUACAUGAAUGGGCUUGGGCAGGUACUCCAAAUGAAGGUGCUGCUUGGCUUCGGAUACAAAGACUAGCUGACACAUGGCACCGGAUACUGUUGAUACCUGUUACAGGAGGAGUUGUUGUUGGCAUGAUGCAUGGAUUAAUUGAAAUAUUUGAACAAAUAAAUCAGUCCAGAUCUUCACCAAGAGGAAGCUUUGAUUUGCUUGCUGGAGCAUUCCCCACAAUAAAGGCAAUUCAAGCUGCAGUAACUUUAGGUACUGGUUGUUCCUUAGGUCCUGAAGGUCCAAGUGUGGAUAUAGGAAGAGCGUGCGCUAAUGGAUGCUCUGAGUUGAUGGAAAAUAACAGAGAAAGAAAAAUAGCUCUCAUUGCUGCUGGCUCUGCUGCUGGCAUUGCUUCAGGGUUUAACGCAGCGGUUGCUGGUUGCUUCUUCGCUAUAGAAACGGUUUUAAGGCCUCUUCGUGCAGAAAAUUCCCCUCCUUUUACAACUGCAAUGAUUAUACUGGCAUCUGUUAUAUCAUCCACUGUCUCAAAUGUCUUACUUGGAGAGAGACCAGCUUUUAUAGUGCCUGCCUAUGAACUGAAAUCUGCCGCUGAACUGCCUUUGUACCUGAUACUAGGUAUGUUAUGUGGAGUAGUAAGUGUGGUGUUCACUCGCUUGGUAAAUUGGUUCACCAAGUUGUUCGAAUAUAUUAAGGAGAGAUUUGGCCUUCCUCCUGUUGUCUGCCCUGCUUUAGGAGCGCUAGGAGCUGGUAUAAUAGCUCUCAAGUACCCAGGAGUUCUGUACUGGGGUUUCACAAAUGUUGAAGAAAUCCUACACACAGGAAAGAGUGCUUCAGCACCUGGAAUCUGGUUACUAACUCAACUGGCCGCAGCUAAAGUUGUGGCUACCGCUCUGUGCAAGGGGUCUGGGCUCGUAGGUGGCCUUUAUGCUCCAAGCCUAAUGAUCGGUGCUGCUGUUGGUGCUGUCUUUGGGGGUUCCGCUGCAGAAAUUAUUAAUUCAGCUAUUCCAGGAAAUGCCGCUGUUGCCCAGCCGCAGGCUUAUGCUCUGGUUGGGAUGGCUGCUACACUGGCUUCAGUUUGUUCAGUUCCCUUGACAUCAGUGCUUCUUUUGUUUGAGCUGACAAAAGAUUAUCGUAUUUUGCUUCCUCUCAUGGGAGCAGUUGGACUAGCAAUAUGGGUCCCAUCUGUUACAAACCAACCCAAGGAGAGUGAGGCAUCUGAACCGAGGGGUGCAUCACGAGGUUAUUCUUCCGUUUCUCCCACUGAAGACAAACAUGAGGACAUUUGGAAGCGGGAUGUUGAUGGGAAUGGUCUGGAACUCUCUGUUAUAGGAACUACUGAAGAUAUGCUUUUGGAUGAUCUGAAGGUGUCUCAGGUCAUGUCAAAAAGCUAUGUGAAGGUUGCAGCAGCAAUAUCAUUGAAAGAGGCUAUAAAACUUAUGGAUGACGAGCGACAGAGGUGUGUCCUUGUUGUAGAUGCUGAAGAUCUUCUUGAAGGAAUUCUUACACUAGGGGAUAUUCAGAGACAUGUGCCAAAGAUGUAUGGUGAUGCAACCAACAGCGGUACACUUUUGGAUGUGAAUAACUGUGUUGUGUCUUCUGUCUGCACCCGAGGAAUACAAUAUCGUGGGACCGAACGUAGCCUUUUAACUUGUUUCCCGGAUACAGAUUUGGAGACUGCAAAGGAACUAAUGGAGGCUAAAGGAAUCAGACAGUUGCCUGUUGUUAAACGUGGUGGUGACCCCAGAAGGCGGAAACGAAGAGUUGUUGCCCUUCUUCAUUAUGAUUCAAUUUGGCGCUACAUCAGAGAGGAGAUUGAGCACCGCAAAUCAACUCAGCAGCAGAGGAAAGAUCUUGGGGAGAGAACAGUUAGUGCUCAUUAAGUGGUGUAAAAGCUUACUCCUAACUUGGUAUUCAUGAUCGCUUGAGGAUUGGAAUUUUAAGAGCCGUCGGAGCUACUGUUUUCGGGGAGUUUCAGCCUAUUCCGGGAGAUCAACCAUAAGAAACUAUUGCAACUAUUCAUUUUUGGGAGUGUCACUUUACUCCCAGAGUUCAGCUAUAAGAUAUCAUUACAUCUAUUCAUUUUGGGGAGUUCAGCCUUUCAAGAGCAUAUGAUAGUGCUGUUACAGGUGUACUACAAGUAAGGUUUUCAUUCAGAUAUACAAGCUCAAUUUUCUGGUAAUUUUUACAUUUUCCAUGGCUUCUGUAUAUUUAGUACUAGAAAACUGUAAAUUUAAGUUUUUAUUUUUAUUUUUAUCAAGCUUAUAGUUAUAUACCAUAUGUAUACAUAGAAGACUAAUAUGAAGAGUUAAAAUUGAGCCAUUGGUGAGCAUUUUUCCUUCUUGCA